AGAUGCUUGGAUCCGUAUUGUUGGGGUGGACAUGUGUUUAUACGUUAGAGUGAAUCCUCUGAACCUAUGGGAUGACUCCCUUCUCUAUUUCUUGAAGAGGAUCCGGACCUUAUUUUAAGGCUGUUCAUUUAGCUUUAAGUCCCCCCACCUCCUAAUAUCACAGCAACAGCAGGCAGAAGCAAGCAAGCAAGCAGUCAUGGACUCACUAAAUCCACACGUAGCACUAUUUGCAAGCCCAGGCAUGGGCCAUCUCAACCCUUUGGCUGCCCUUGCCAAGCGCUUGUUCUCCCAGCACGGCUUCCACUCCACCAUCUUCGUCGCCUCAGCCUCUGCUCCCAGUGCCAAUGCCAAAUCCCAACUCCUACAUUCCCUACAGCUCCCCUCCGCCAUCAGCAUCGUCCAUCUCUCGCCGCCUGAUAUCUCCGCCUUCGUCACUCCCCAAACAGCCGUCGUCUCCCGUAUCCACAUCAUCGUCAGAGAAUCAAUCCCAGCCUUACGAGCUGCUAUAGCUGCCAUGUCACCGCAGCCCACUGUGUUGGUGGUCGAAAUGUUCGGCACCAGCGCUUUCCCCGUGGCAGAAGAGCUAGGCAUCCCCAAAUACGUUUACAUCCCGACGACGGCAGCCUACUUGGCGUUGAUGGUGUGCGUCCCGACGCUGCAUAGGGAGGUAAAGGGAGAGUACGUGGACAUGCAGGAGCCGGUUCGCAUACCCGGUUGCAAGCCGAUUCGAGUGGAGGACCUGAUCGACUCCAUGAUGGACCGGAAGAAAGACCAGUACGACUGUUGUGUAUAUAUGGGGUCCACAUUGCCUUUGGCAGAUGGGAUACUGAUAAACACGUGGGAGGAUUUAGAGCCAAGAACGCUCAGAGCCCUUUGUGAGGAUGCCAUCCUACGUCGGAUCAUGCCCCUGCCGGUUUAUCCGGUCGGACCAAUAGUAAAUUCAUCCGGUCUACCUUGUGACAAACCACGUGCAGAUUGUCUAGCUUGGCUUGAUGAACAACCCGUGGAAUCGGUGAUUUACGUAUCGUUUGGGAGCGGCGGAACGCUGUCGGAGAAACAACUUACUGAGUUGGCUUUGGGGUUGGAGUCGAGUGGGAAACGAUUCCUUUGGGUGGUGCUUCCGCCGGCUGGGAAAGACGGGGCUUACUUCAAUGCAGGGAGCAAGGGCGGAGAUGGAGGUGAUGGGCUGUCAAGGUACCUUCCGGACGGGUUCUUGACCCGAACCCAAGAGGUGGGAUUGGUUGUUCGUAUGUUGGUCCCGCAGGUAGAGGUGUUGAGCCAUCCAUCAGUAGGAGGGUUCUUAUCACAUUGUGGUUGGAACUCGACAUUGGAAAGCAUGGUGAACGGGGUGCCGAUGAUCGCGUGGCCUCUGUACGCGGAGCAGAGGAUGAAUGCGGCGAUGCUGGCGGAGGAAGUAGGGGUGGGUUUGAGGACGAAGGAGUUGGCGACGAAGAUGGUGGUGGGAAGGGAAGAGAUAGAGAAGCUGGUGAGGUUGACGAUGGGAAAGGAAGGGGAAGCAAUGAGGAGAAGAAUGAAGGAAGUGAAGGAGAGUGGGUUGAGAGCGGUGGAUGAGGGUGGGUCUUCUAGGAAUUGGCUCUCUAAUGUUGCGCAGCAGUGGAAGCAGAUUGGUUAUUCUAAAGCGAAGGAAGGGAGAGGGGUUGGGAGGGAGAUAUCGAUGGAGCUCAUGAAUGGUCAUGAGCAGUCAGGCUUAGAUCCCAAUAGUUUUUCCUGUGCUAGGGAUAAUCCUUUGAAGGUUUCAAUGUUGAAGGAAUCAUUGACCCUAGACGCCACUUUUAGAAAAAUUUCUCAGGCCCUGGAUGCUUCUUUCUUCUUCUUAUUAAACAGAAACCCAGCCAGAGUUGCUUCAUCCCAGCUCUCCAGCCACAAAGCCAUGGACUUGCCAAACACAAACCCAAACCCACAGGUGGCACUAUUUUCUAGCCCCGGCAUAGGCCACCUCAUCCCUCUGGUAGCCCUCUCCAAGCACUUGUUCUCCCAGCACGGCUUCCACUCCACCAUCUUCGUCGCCUCAAUUGAAGCCUCUACUACCACUGCCCAAUCCCAACUCCUUCAUUCCCUACACCUUCCCUCCGCCAUCCGCAUCGUCUACCUCUCGCCGCCCAACAUCUCAGCCUUCGUUACUGCCCAAACAGCCGUCGUCUCCCGUGUCAGUAUCACUGUGAGAGAGUCAAUGCCAGCCUUCGGAGAUGCUCUUGCUGCCAUGUCACCGAAGCCCUCUGUGUUGAUCGUCGAAAUGUUCGGAACCUACACUUUCCCCAUCGCAGAAGAGCUAGGCAUUCCCAAAUACGUUUACAUCCCGACGACGGCAGCGUUCUUGGCGUUGACGGUGUACGUGCCUACGCUGCAUAAGGAGAUAGAGGGCGAGUACGUAGACAUGCAAGAGCCGGUUCGCGUCCCAAGUUGCAAGCCGAUUCGGGCGGAGGAUCUGGUCGACCCCAUGAUGGACCGGAAGAACGACCAGUAUGACUGGUAUGUAUAUAUGGGGACCACGUUGCCCUUGGCAGAUGCGAUACUGAUAAACACGUGGGAGGACUUAGAGCCAAGAGAACUCAGAGCCCUCCGAGAAGAUCCAAUCCUACGUCGGAUCAUGCCCUUGCCCGUUUAUCCUGUGGGCCCAAUAGUGAUAUCAUUGGACCCACCUUGUGACCAAUCACGUGCAGAAUGUAUGGCGUGGCUGGAUGCACAACCUUUGGAAUCGGUGAUUUACGUAUCGUUGGGGAGCGGCGGAACGCUGUCGGAGGAGCAACUUACUGAGUUGGCUUUCGGGUUGGAGCUGAGUGGGAAACGAUUUCUUUGGGUGGUGCGUCCGCCGGCGGGGAUAGACGGGGCUUUCUUCAACACUUUGGGGGGGAGCGCAGACGAUGAAAUGUCAAGGUACUUGCCGGACGGGUUUUUGACCCGGACCCGAGGGGUGGGGAUUGUAGUCCCCUUGUGGGCCCCACAGGUGGAGGUGUUGAGCCAUCCAUCGACUGGAGGGUUUUUAUCACACUGUGGGUGGAACUCGACGCUGGAAAGCAUGGUGAACGGAGUGCCGAUGAUCGCGUGGCCGCUCUACGCGGAGCAGAGGAUGAAUGCGGCGAUACUAGAGGAGGAACUAGGGGUGGGGGUGAGGACGAAGGAGUUGCCAACGAAGAGGGUCGUGGGAAGGGAAGAGAUAGAGAAGCUAGUGAGAUUCGUGAUGGAAAAGGAAGGGGAAGAAGCACCGAGGAGAAGAAUGAAGGAAGUGAAGGAGAGUGGGUUGAGAGCGGUUGGUGAAGGUGGGUCUUCUCGGGAUUGGCUCUCUCAUGUUGUGCAGCAGUGGAAGAUUAGUUAUGCUAAAGCAAAGGCAAGGGAGAGGAGAGAAGAAGGAGAGAUAGAUGGAGCUCAUGAGUGGUCAUGAACAGUUCAAUUCUUAGGUAUCUCAAGAGUUUUUCUUUCUUUUGCCAAGGGUGAUCCUUUGAAGGUAUCAUUGCCUCGGUGAUCAAUUCUCAGGUCUUAAAAUAGUUUCAACUGCACCUCUUCCUGCGACAUGUUUGGUAAACUAGCUUCUAAUGCAAUGAUUCUAUCAUAUUUGAUGGAAAAAGA
Macadamia integrifolia is the source of this 3585-nucleotide messenger RNA. RefSeq lists its product as uncharacterized. Bases 197 to 3400 code for a protein of 1067 amino acids. The transcript has 2 exons. NCBI's taxonomy places the organism in Eukaryota, Viridiplantae, Streptophyta, Magnoliopsida, Proteales, Proteaceae. The record is from RefSeq and is a predicted model, not a curated record. Gene Ontology annotation, molecular function: UDP-glycosyltransferase activity.